Arabis nemorensis is the source of this 180-nucleotide messenger RNA. NCBI's taxonomy places the organism in Eukaryota, Viridiplantae, Streptophyta, Magnoliopsida, Brassicales, Brassicaceae. The record is from the annotation of a GenBank genome assembly.
AUGUUUGAAGCACGAGAUGACUACGAGAACCUAGAACGUAGAGAAGCAAGAGAAUCAUCGUUGUUUGUUGAGGGUUUUGGUUCAAGUGUAGCUAAAUGUCAGUGUCAGAGAAUUGAAGAUUUUUCAGUUUCAAACUACAUCAAUCUGUUAGUCCCGUCUAUCCAACUUAUAGUAUUGUGA